AUGAAAAACAAAGAGCUCAAAGAAGACCUAGAAAAUAAAUACGGUGAAAUAGAAAGACUAACUAUGAGAGUCAAUAAUAUAUGGCAAUCUGCAGUCGCUAUUUUUAAAGAAAAAGAAGAUGCAAAAAAAGUCAUGGAAAAAUCGAGUAUUAUAAUUGGAGAAGACUCCUUGAAGAUUACACAAAUAGAUCAAACAGCUGAUAAUCUCAAAUCUAGAGGAGAACAUGUAAUCAGAAUUAUCAGUCUACCCAAUGGUAUAACAGCACAUGAGUUAUGGUCCCAUGUAGAAAAAAUUGGAGCGAGAACAUGUUAUAUCCCAAGAACAAGAACAUAUAGAUGGAAAAAUGAAGCAAUUGUCUCGUUUGAAGACCAUAAAACAU
Molecule: messenger RNA, 379 nt
Organism: Diversispora eburnea
Lineage: Eukaryota; Fungi; Glomeromycota; Glomeromycetes; Diversisporales; Diversisporaceae
Source: the annotation of a GenBank genome assembly